Molecule: messenger RNA, 6536 nt
Organism: Pundamilia nyererei
Lineage: Eukaryota; Metazoa; Chordata; Actinopteri; Cichliformes; Cichlidae
Gene: sorbs2a
Product: sorbin and SH3 domain containing 2a
Exons: 19
Coding region: 842-5137 (1431 amino acids)
Cellular component (GO): plasma membrane
Molecular function (GO): protein binding
Source: RefSeq, a predicted model, not a curated record
GAUAGAAGGCAAAGUGACACUUUCCUGUUGGUGAGCCGUACACAGGCCUCCCGUGUGCUGUGUGUGUCCUCUGCAAACACUGAUUGAACCGCGGGCGUUGCCAUGGCUACACGCAGACCCAAUGAGAAGCUCGCGGUAGACUGUUGCUGAAUGAAAAUAACAGAGGCCAUUUUGCGAACGAAGCCAAGACAUCAUUCACUAAUAACGAAAAACGGAAACGGAGGCAGAGCCGGUCCAUUUCUGGACUGACGCCGCUUCUCUUCUCCAGAGUCGCUAGGGUCGGGACUGCGGCGCGGCUCGCGCAUGUAGUCGAGAAAGAAAGGCAGGCGGUAACUUAAUUGUGCCGCCUUCUCCUUGGAGUGUCUUAAGGAGAGGGGACAGGUUAUUUUCACCGCAUUGCUGUCCGAGGCCCAGUGACCCCCCGGGAGAGAGGGAGUAGCCUUCAGUCAAGGUUGGCACAACAUCCAUGCGCGUUGAAAACAGGUGUACGGUUUCAUCACACAGUAGCUCCCGAAGCCGCCGUAGCUUCACGGUGUGUGUCACUUCUGCGCCUGUCCGAGGACUUCACUCGUUUUAUAUGGAAAAGACAUGUUAUUAGACAUGUUUCGGGAAUUUGUCCGGUGAGGUGGCAGCUGUGUUAAGGCAUUGAACGGGGAUCUUGGGACUAAAGCUUGAGCGGGAGGAGAUACUUGUCCUGAGCAGAGGAGAGAAAGUGGAAGGCACGGGGGGACUUUUAAGUCACAACGCCAUACGUGACUCUUCUUAGCACUUCUCCAGUCUUUUGGGUUUAUGACGGAAAGUGUGUACCCCUGCUGCCGAUCAGUAAGAAGUGCUCUUCAAUAUGAAUACAGAUAGCGGAGGAUAUGCUCGCAAAUGUGUGGCCUUGUCACUCAUGCUCUCUCCCAUGAAGAGGGUCCAGAGCUCACCAAAUCUAGCCACAGGGAGUGAUUCUCACUCAUCGGACUUGGAUUCUUGGCGGUCACACAGCGCAACAGACGGCCUUAAAAACGGAGAUGCUAGCAGCUCAUCGCUUGCUGCCAAAGGCUUUCGCAGCGUCAGACCCAAUCUGCAGGACAAAAAGUCCCCCUCACAGGAUAUCAGUCCAUUGCCAUUGCCACCCCCCAGAAAAGAGAGUUUUCACUUCUCGCCUGCAGGCACUAAUCCUCAAAAUUACAGUUCCCGUAUUGGCCUGGCUAAUGAUUUGAGUCCUGGAAUGCUAACAAUCACUAAAAAUGAGCAAGCAGUCUUGAAAGAGUCCUACACUGUAAGAAGCACAUCAUCCUACUCAUACUCAGAAACCAGUGCAAACACAGUCCAGCAGCUGAAUGAGUCCGUUGUCUCGAAUGACACAAGCAAUGCUAAUACAAAAGAACGUAAGGUGUCUUCCCUUACACUAACUCCUGUCACCAUCCCUGAUCCUCCUGCACACCUCAAUUCUUGUGUUGAUCCCCAACAUAAGACCCAAACCACAGGGUCCCCUCCACUCACUUCCUCACCUCCACAAAGAAGUCCCAUCCUAUCUCAACCCGUGACACAGACAGCUUCCAUUUCUGUCCGCUUGGACAAAGAGAAUAAAAAAAAUCCUGCUUCAUCUAAGACAAACUCCAAAGUGGAACUCGAGGUCUCAGAUCAAAUGGCAGCUCCAGCUCCAUCCCAGGUGGAGAUGACGAAGCCUCCUCCUGCAAUUCCACCAAGGCCUUCUCCUGCAAAACUGUUGGGGCCUCCCUCGCCUGACCCCACAGCACGGCACUCCCCCUAUCGCUACCACAGCUCAGAGUCACUUGACUACCUGUCAGGUCUAAUGCCCAAGGCACUAUCACCCACUCCGUAUGUCCCAAGUGGAGCUGGUGGCACAGCUGGUGCGGCCAGCGGGCCAAGCCACGGCGCAGUCAGCAGUGUGAGCUGUGCCUCGCCCUCGGCUUCCCCCGUUACCGUGUCAGCUCUCAGCCACUACUCGACAUCCACGGUCGGUCUGCUGGACGAGCUGCAGAUCUGUAGCCUGGACUCGCCUGUCGCCUCACCCACGCCAUCGCCCACUCUGAGCCAUGUCUCUACCUACACGCCCACUGCUGGCCGUGAUGAUGUGCUAACAACCUCUGUGGCCUCCACUGCUGCAGCAGCCACUUUCACUAAUGGCCAGGUUCUUUCUCACGCAAUGAAUGGAAGUACUAGCCAUCCACAUAGGCCGCUGUCUCCCCCGUCAUAUCCUCCACCUCCUGUCUCACUCCACACGGGGCUUCAGAGACAGAGCAGGAGUUCAGAGGGCAGUGAAACAGUCACCAGAGAGUCUGUGAUGUCAGGGCACACCAGCAUCAGCAGCACUGUGCCCAUUGCCCGUUUCUCAGAAGAAGAAAAGAAGGUGUCGGUCAUUAAAGCCCCCCACUACGAAGGCAUCGGCCCAGUUGAUGAGUCAGGCAUUCCUAUCGCCAUCCGCACGACGGUGGAUAGGCCCAAAGACUGGUACAAAACUAUGUUCAAACAGAUUCACAAAGUUCACAAAGCAGAUGACGACUAUUCCGACACAUACAAUGCUUCAUAUGCUCUCGUAAACAAUGAUAACUACAGCCUGUCAUCCAGCACCACCAUGGCCCACCCUGCCCCUCGGACACAUACGUACAGGCCUCUGUCCAAGAGCCCCUCAGAUAACAAUGAAGGGCAUCUUGGACCUCGGGAGCUUUCACCAUCCCCUGUACCCCCACCACCUCCACCCAUGCCAUCCCUUCUCCAACUGAGGGCGAGAGACAGUGAUCGCGAGAGGGACUUGACAGACGCCAAUGAAUGGGGUCCUCCAGACCGAAAAGUGGACACGCGAAAGUACCGCGCAGAACCCAAGAGUAUUUUUGAGUACGAGCCUGGGAAGUCCUCUAUCUUGGAGCAUGAAAGACCAACCUAUGAUGACAUAGAUUUAGAGAACGAGCCUUGGUAUAAGUUCUUUUCCGAGCUGGAGUUUGGGCGGCCGCCUCCUAAAAAACGGCUGGAUUAUAAUCCAGACAUCUCCGCUCGCCAGCGCAUUGAGACAUCCCUCCACAUCACUCCUGCUGACAAGGCUCCAGAGAGACCUGCAAGUGCUGCCAGUGACUACAGGAAGAGAAGGAAGUCUGAGCCGUCAAGCUCCCAAGUGAAUGCUCCAUCUCAGAGCCGAGCUGCAACUUCCCCUAAACCAGUGGAUGCCUACAGACCCAGCAGCAGCCUAAAGAAACCCGUCAUUCGUUCCUCACCAUCCUCACCCUCCAGAGCCAAAGGUGGGGACGCAUGCAGCAUGUAUUCAAACAGUUUGACCUCUCCAGGUCCUUAUCAGCAGCCCUUUGUUCCCCCAGUCCCAUCUGACCCUCUCAAUUCAAAUGAGGAUGGCAGCCAAGAUGGCAGCUCUUCCUCCAAACAGUCUGUCUGUUGUAAGAACAGCUGGCAGACAAAACGCCAGAAUGCUGAGACGUGGAGCAGUGCAGAGGAAGCGCCAGCUUCUCCUGCCAAGCUAAAGUCACGCAGUUGUGAUGACCUACUCAACGAUGGGCGUUCUAGCUCGGGUGGACGAAAUGCUACCCGCUCAGAGAGUGCUGGGUCACUGGUAUGCGAUGGAAAUCUCUCCACAGUAUCAUCAUCUACUCGUUCAUUACCCCGUCUCCAUCGACGACGAGCACACGACUCGCCGGGCUUUCUCCAGCUCUAUCGAAAGAUGCACCAGAUCGACAGAGCUCAGCUAAUUCCAUCUGAAGUCAUCCGGUCGGUCCGUGCGCGCAUCCUGGAUCUAGAGCGUCAGCCUCAUCUGCUUCGGCAUCGCCUCUCUCCUUGGACACCCUCCUGGGGUGUGGAAGUGCCACGUGAUAUGGUGCCAAACCGCAUUUCUGAAUAUGAGCGUCUUAUUCAGAAAUCCAAAUCCAUGCCUAACUUGGGUGAUGGCGAGGUGCCUUCAGGCACCACUACACCAGGUGGCUCAUCAUCUCGAGCUAGCAGUGGUGGUGGUGUCACACCCAGUUAUCCAAAACGCCGUUUUUCAAUAGAGUCUUUACUGGAAGAAGACAACAAUGGAAACAGUGGAACAGUACCUCAAACCAUGGAUCACUUACACCGACCUCGUAGCCCCCCUGAGGGACAGCCUCGUGUUGGACCAGACCCCGGGCGUGGACGGUCCUUCCCCGCUCCUCCUGUUCUCCAAGGCCCCCAAGCCAACCCAGACUAUUCUGACAGUGAACAAGACGCUGUUGCCUCUGACCUCAGUGACUUCAUUCAGGUUGAAGGCUCGUCAUUUUGCAGUGAGAGUGACUUUGACCAUUGCUCACUAACCUCCUCUGAGAGCCUAUACGGCUCUUCCACCCUCCACCACCAUCACCACCACCUCCGUCACCACCACCACCAUCACCACCAUCAUCCUGGUCACCAGAGUCUUGGCCAGAGCCAAGGCUACCAACACCGCCAUCUCAUCAGCACCUGCAAAGGCCGCUGCCCGGCUUCAUAUACCCGUUUCACAACCAUGAUACGUCAUGAGCGGGAACGCGCGCGACAGGAGCACCAGAGACCUUCACAGCAGACCCGCAGCAGCCAUUCCCAAAACCAGAGCUCACAAUCCCAGCAAUCGAUGUCCAAGCUGGCCUUCCUGGUCAGUCCAGUGCCUUUCCGCAGGAAAAAGGGCUCACCACCUACCUCUAGAAGAUGCAGUGGGGGCGGAGGUCGAGGUAGCAGACCCAAGUCUAAACAGGCAAUUUACGAAGCGCUAGAUGCAGCCUUGAGAGACAUAUAUGAGCACAUUCAAGCAGAGAGAGGCCACAGAAAUCCUCGGGCACCUGAUGAUAGCAUCCUGAGAAGAAUCUUGGCAGAACUGCUGCCAAAUGUGCCAGAACGCAGCUCCUCGUUGCGGGGAAGGAGGGGGUGUUGGCACGGCGGUCACUCCUCUGCAUCGUUGUACCCAGACAGUAGCCCCACUGGGUAUGCCUCAUAUAGAGGAGAGCCCUCAACACCACGGUUACAGUCACCACGGAUACAGUCACCAAUCAGUGCCUGUUAUGGACGACAGUUGGAGACCUCAAACAACAAUGAUUAUGGAGAGGAGCAGGGCAAUGGAAAUGGUCUCUGUUAUUCAGGUGGAAAUAACACACAUGUAACACCUCAGAUACACACUACACUUAGCAGUCACUUAACAUGAGUGUGUUUCACAACAAAUACAUGCAUGCAUACAAGCAUAAAUACACGAAGGCACAUAUACAUCCACUUACAUUUAUCUCAGUGUCUCUUUCAGUUUUGUCUGCACUCGUUGCCCAGUUCUCUUCAUUGAUCUGCCGACACUUCCAUUACCAUGCUUUUCUGUUUAAUUGUAUGGCAUUGAUUAAGACCCAUUUACUGUAAAUUCUUGAGACAAAUCUGGCUUUUUUUUUAUUUUGUUAAGUUAAUGUGAGUGAAGCUUCCUGCUAUUUUUUUAGUAAAAUAAGAGGACAGUGCUUCUGCUUUAAUUUGAAACACUGCACAGAAUGUGGAGUUUUAUUGGCAGAUCCUCAAUGAACAGAUGAAGAAAACAGUGGAGAAGCUGAACUAUUACAGUGAAAUAGUACAAAAGUACAGUGAGGGAUACAAAUAACAUGGUCCAAGUAUAAUAAGUCUGUUUUAGCACUGAUGAAAAGGGUUUGAAACAGGAGAGGGAUUGUUUCAAAUGCUGGCUUUGUUUUCUGCAAUUUUGGAAGACAGAUAUUUGAGAAUUUACAGUAUAUUGCUCUGUAAUCCUGUCUCAAAGAUGUAAUAUUUCUUUACACCUUACUUUUAGGCUCCUAAUGAACGAGUCAUUAACUGGAUUUUGGAGUUUGGCUAUACAAAGAAUUGAAUUCUCUCACCAGAAGCCGAGGUUUACGUGUAGACUUGAAUUUAUAGUUGGGUUUAGGCAGUGAUAAAGCUUGUUUUGUGUCUCAAAUCAUAAAACAGAACAGGAUGUGUAGUUACUUCAGGUGGAUAUUGAUCAAACACUUUUGUUUUAAAUGUGUUGCCUGUGAAUGUGUUCAAAAAAAUCUACUUUCAUGUUCAGAGUAAGAAAUAAUAAUCUGGUUACAGUUUCCUUCAAACUGAAUUUGUUAUUUCAGUUUAUUUGUAAAGAAAUAUAACUUCUAAGAGACAAGGUUGAUGUUUGGGGUAAAUUGUUGUGAAUGUUCCUUUUUUUUUUUUUUUUUAAUGCAUUUUGUUUUUCUUGUAUCAUUUGUCUGUUUCAAACAUUUAAUUAUAGUUAUCGCAUUAUUACCAGGUCAUUUUCUUUCCCGUAAUCCUUUUGAUCCUACGUUUUUGUUGUUUGCCAUAUUUUUUUGCUCUGUAUUCCCCGUGUUUCAUUUUGUUUUCCGGGUAUUUUGUAGCAUCGCAUGUGUCUAUUUGUGCUGUUGUCCAAUCACCUUGUUUUCUCCAAUGAAAAACAAAUAAAACACACCUGUUUAUGACCCAAGCUUCCAUUCCCUCAUUUACCUGUUUGAGUGGCAUCAUCACUGUUUCCCAGAUCACACUUUGUAUUGUAGGUGAUGUGGCAUGUUCGCUUAGUAACUCCUGUGAACCUUUUCAUGUGUCUCUGCUAA